GUGCAUUCCAUCCUGUCGUACUUUGCCGCCCCAAUCUUGCUCGCUCGCACAGUGCUCCCUCGUCCGGCCUGACUUUACUAUCAACUGACGUGUUUUGCGCAUUUCCUGGACCAGCGCAGACAGGCUAAGGGAGGGAUAGGGAAAGGAGAGGUAAUUUGCAGGAAACGUAGAGGGAAAGGGAAUCAGACAGGAGCGGGCCGUGCUCGAGAUCUAAUUGAACACUUGGGAACCGUAAGAGAAAACCAUUUGUUACAUGUUAUCAUCUAUCCAGCCGCCACAGUCUACUGACUAGCAGCGAUCAUGUGUGGAGAAGGAAGAAUUCCAAACGUCUAAGCGCAUUUGCUGGAUUCAGAGGAAGACCAACAGUAGAGCUCCAGACAUAUUUACCCUCGCUGUUCACAUAGAACCGUGUCAGGCAUUUGUAGUUUCGUCUGGUUUUCACUUUGGAAAGCCAUACUGAUUCGACUACGAAGGCGGAUUUUAAGCUGGAUUUGAUUUCAGAGAGGGGUGAAUCCGUUUGUUUACGUAUGGUUCCGCACUCAAGGACAGAACAAAACGUAAACAAAAACGGUACCACACUGAGCACCGUUGUAUACUGGGCUGUUUUGCAUUUAAUUAGUGUUCUCUAUGGUACAUGUUGAAAACUGUAACUAGUUCUUUGGUAGUUAUUGGAAGCGGAGAAAUAUGGACAUUUGCUCAGGUUAGCGCGCAAGCUGACUGAACUGAAUUAGUGGGCAUUCAUGUGAAGUCAAUGAUCCUCGUUUGAGUCCUGUGGCGGUGGCCAGUACCAAGACUGUCCUACUGUUUGUUUCAUCUACAAUAUACAAUCACAGAAAGAGCAAGGUUGCAUCGGUAGCAUCAUGGUGGUUUUCAAUGGGUUGCUGAAGAUAAAGGUCUGUAAGGCUUUGGACUUGAAGCCUACGGCAUGGUCGUUAAGACACGCAGUUGGAGUGAAAUCCCAGACCUUUCUGUUGGAUACCUAUAUCGCCCUAAACGUGGACGAUUCACGCGUGGGUCAAACAUCUACCAAACAGAAGACAAACAGCCCAGCGUGGAACGAUGAGUUUGUGACUGAGGUUUAUGACGGAAAGAAAAUUGAAUUGUCCGUCUUUCACGACGCUCCGAUUGGAUACGACGAUUUUGUUGCAAAUUGCACAAUACAGUUCGAAGAUCUGCUGCAGAAUGGCAGCAGACACUUCGAAGACUGGAUUGACUUGGAGCCAGAGGGCAAGGUUUUUGUCAUCAUUGACCUCUCGGGUUCUACAGGUGAAGCUGCCAAUGACAACGAAGAGCGUGUGUUCCGGGAGCGCAUGCGACCGCGCAAACGCCAGGGGGCCGUGCGCAGGAGGGUCCACCAGGUCAACGGACACAAGUUUAUGGCCACCUACCUGAGACAGCCCACCUACUGCUCCCACUGCAGGGACUUCAUCUGGGGUGUCUUAGGGAAACAGGGAUACCAGUGUCAAGUAUGCACAUGUGUGGUCCACAAGCGCUGCCAUGAGCUCAUCAUCACCAAAUGUGCCGGAAUGAAGAAACAGGAGGAUGCUCCUCAGGAGGUGGGCUCCCAGAGGUUCAGUGUGAACAUGCCACACAAGUUCAGCAUCCACAACUACAAAGUUCCCACCUUCUGCGACCACUGUGGCUCCCUGCUGUGGGGUCUCAUGCGACAGGGUCUGCAGUGCAAAGUGUGUAAGAUGAAUGUGCACAGGCGCUGUGAGAGUAACGUUGCUCCUAACUGCGGAGUGGACGCCAGAGGCAUUGCCAAAGUGCUCUCCGAUCUGGGCGUCACCCCAGACAAGAUCUCCAACAGCACACAGAGGAGGAAAAAACUGAACUUCGGCCAGGAUUCUCACCAGCCGGUGACACAAAUGCCACCGUCUGAUCUAGACCGCUGCCAGUCAGCGCCCACUUCUCCCUGUGACCAGGAGCUGGCAGACCUGGUGAACAUCCAUAAGACGCUGUCGUUCAGCCAGUGCAGUCCUGAGCAGCAGUCCUCCUCGUCCACGUCGUCGGGCAGCAGUUCAGAGACCCGACAGAACGGCGACGUCCGGUCCUUGCAGAGCCAGAGGAGGAGCCUUAUGGACUUCAGCUUCAUCAAGGUCCUGGGAAAGGGCAGCUUUGGCAAGGUGAUGCUGGCCGAGCUGAAGGGCACGGAUGAGGUGUACGCGGUGAAGGUGCUGAAGAAGGACGUGAUCCUGCAGGAUGAUGACGUGGACUGCACCCUGACGGAGAAGCGCAUCCUGGCUCUGGCCAGAAAACACCCCUACCUGACCCAGCUCUUCUGCUGCUUCCAGACCAAGGACCGCCUGUUCUUUGUGAUGGAGUACGUGAAUGGGGGAGACCUCAUGUUUCAGAUCCAGAGGUCCAGGAAGUUUGAUGAGCCGCGCUCACGCUUUUAUGCUGCCGAGGUCACUUCUGCGCUGAUGUUCCUACAUCAGCACGGAGUUAUCUACAGGGACUUAAAGCUGGACAAUAUUCUGCUGGAUGCGGAGGGCCACUGUAAGCUGGCUGACUUUGGCAUGUGCAAAGAGGGAAUCCUGGAUGGAGUCACCACCACAACCUUCUGUGGCACCCCAGACUACAUCGCUCCAGAGAUCUUGCAGGAGCUUGAGUACGGGCCGUCGGUGGACUGGUGGGCCCUGGGCGUGCUGAUGUAUGAGAUGAUGGCGGGACAGCCUCCGUUUGAGGCCGACAACGAGGACGACCUGUUUGAGUCCAUCCUGCACGACGAUGUGCUCUACCCCGUCUGGCUCAGCAAAGAAGCGGUCAACAUCCUCAAAGCGUUCAUGACCAAGAACCCCAGUAAGCGCCUGGGCUGCGUGGUGUCCCAGGGCCUGGAGGAGGCCAUCAAAGCCCACUCCUUCUUCCGAGAGAUCGACUGGCUGCUGCUGGAGCAGAGGCGAGUCAGGCCUCCCUUCAAGCCUCGCAUCAAAACCAAACGAGAUGUAAAUAACUUUGAUCAAGACUUCACUCGAGAAGAUCCUGUCUUGACACCCGUGGAGGAGGACAUCAUCAAACAGAUCAACCAGGACGAGUUUAAAGGUUUCUCCUAUUUUGGAGAGGAGGCUCUAUCCUAAAGUUAAUCCUAAACUCCUAUUACCCCCCCCCCCUGCACAACACAGACACAAACACAAAGAUACUCCCAUACAGAUAACAGAUAUAGAACCACAACACACACACACACACACACACGCACACGCACACGCACAUACACACAUA
Alosa alosa (allis shad) is the source of this 3219-nucleotide messenger RNA. It is a transcript of the gene prkcea, whose product is annotated as protein kinase C, epsilon a. The coding region runs from base 861 to 3077 and encodes 738 amino acids. Lineage: Eukaryota; Metazoa; Chordata; Actinopteri; Clupeiformes; Clupeidae. Gene Ontology annotation, molecular function: diacylglycerol-dependent serine/threonine kinase activity; ATP binding. The record is from RefSeq and is a predicted model, not a curated record. Gene Ontology annotation, biological process: protein phosphorylation. The transcript has 15 exons.